AACUUUAAACACUAUAAAAGUGAUCAAAUCAUGCCCUAUUUUCUACAUGUAAAUGAGAAAAAUAUGACUCAAAUUCUCAAGUUUAUUUAUGUUAUGAUUCUAUUUCUUUUUCUAUUUCUUGUUGCAACAUACGCCGAUGCACAUGACGAAUGUAAUAGUGAUGACGAUUGUAAAAAGAGUAUCUGCCUCUUUCCUUUUGUUUAUAAUAAGUGCAUUGACAACAUAUGUGUAUGUGCUGGAGUGAAGCAGCUGAUUGUGUAAGUAUCCAACCAAGAAUAAUGCUAGCAACACACUCUUUAACAAACACAUUCCAACAUAUUUUGUUAAAAAGUGUGUUGCUAGCGCUCCUCAUCCAACCAAAGAGAGUGCACAAAUGUCGUGCACGUCAUACAUUUGGCUGGAAAUAUUCCAUGUACUUCCAUUUAGUUAUUUUGUUGUCACCAAAUAAUUGUAUUUUUAUUUUUCCUUUCAUAAUUUCACACACCUUCCAAUUAUGGACUUGUAAUUUAUAGAUUGUCUUAUUUAAGAAUAAGUGUCUUGUAUUUUUGAAGCUAUAUAUAAUUUUUUUUAUAUGCAAAAAAUUAUUUUAAUUUCAUGA
Trifolium pratense (red clover) is the source of this 598-nucleotide messenger RNA. Its product is annotated as nodulin-3-like. The transcript is spliced from 2 exons. The record is from RefSeq and is a predicted model, not a curated record. Gene Ontology annotation, molecular function: metal ion binding. Bases 31 to 261 code for a protein of 76 amino acids. NCBI's taxonomy places the organism in Eukaryota, Viridiplantae, Streptophyta, Magnoliopsida, Fabales, Fabaceae.